Molecule: messenger RNA, 651 nt
Organism: Prunus armeniaca (apricot)
Lineage: Eukaryota; Viridiplantae; Streptophyta; Magnoliopsida; Rosales; Rosaceae
Source: the annotation of a GenBank genome assembly
AUGGUGAAACGGUCGGAUUGCUUUGACCGUAUUGCUGUGACGAAGCAGCGGUCGAGUUGCUUGGGCCGGGAUGGGUCUGGACGGCCACAGUGUGGACUGGGCCAAGUUGUUGGACCGCGGACUGUGUGGGGCUGCUUUGCCCUAGUGACACGGCCAAAGCAUGGAGUGGGCCGUACGUCGUCUCUGCCGGGUAGGUCGGUCCGGGAUUUACCCAUGUUGGCUGGGAUUGCCCCCAGCUGUUCGUCGGCAGCUGAGAAUGUUGGUCGUAGCCUGACGCUUAGGUGCGGCCAGAGAUGCCGAGGCUGCUGCUUUCGCCGUAGGGCUCAAACCUCUCGCACUCUUGGCCUCUCGUUACGGACGAUGUCACCAUUUUCACCUUCAGUUUCUGACAAAAGUCCCACCGGGCGUGCCUGGUGCUCCGGGCUGAGGGGAUGUGCGUCAACAUGUGACGUCCUUCUUUUGGAUGUGGUGCGGUUGUGCGCGGGCGUGCCAGCAUGGUCUACCGUGCGUCGAGAUGAUGAUGAGGUUCGGGUAGAAGAUGGUUUAAAUGUUGCGCCUGUUUUGCGUUCGACUCCUAAUCAAACAAUUGUGGCCGAGAGAGGAACUGAUCUCAGCCGUCAGGUUCACGGCCUGAGCUACAAUGCCGUUUAG